CAGUUCGAACGGAACAGCUGUAAUUGUUAGACGUAAGAUUCGGGUGAAGUAGCCGUGCAAGUGAAAGAAGUGACUGACCAAUAUCCAAAAUUGUAAAAAAGGAUACAAGAAGUUUUUAAAUAACAACUUGAAUUAUUAUUAAGUUUCCUAUUGGACUUUGUAAAUACAAUUCGCCUGAAAACUGACACGCUAAAGGAAACAAUAAACGGUGAUAGAAACGUGCAAAGUCGAUUAUUGUUGUAUACAGAAGACGACAAAGAGUGGAAUCUUGAGAAAAGUCCACAUAAAUUUUCCUGCCAGAAGAAAAUAUUGUUGUGGUUUCUUUGCGCAACGUGUGUUUACGUUUUUUGACAUAAAUUGACCGAAAAGCAAACUGCUUAAAUGAAAAGUUAUUAAACCCCAAUGUGAGGGAAUGCUUUAAAUUAUAUAAUAAUUCAAUUGGCAACCGAAUCACAUUAACAAAUUUUUGAUUUUUAGUUUCUCGUUUUGUGUUUUUGGCUAUUUUUGAUGAUUGUUGUGUUGUCCAACAGCCAGACGGCAGCAUACGAUAGCAACAAAAACAACAACAGCUAUAGGAAAAGUGUAUGAAACAAGAAAAAAAAAACGAAACAGGAGGGUAACAAUAGCAAUUGGGUCUAACCUACUCUGAAACACCCCAAUAAGACACCGACAACAAAAAGUUACGUGAAUUAUUUAAUAAACAAAUCACACACUCGUUCGCUCGCUGGCACUCUACGGGAAAAUAUCCAUAUCCAGUGAAAGAAGAAAGAGGCACAAGACAAUUUAACAAAAUCAUUCAUUUAAUCAUCUGGCUUCCAAAACCUCAAUGCCACACCAAUGCAAUAAUUUUGAUUUUUUUGCCUGUGCUAUUAACAAAUAAGUGAUAAUUAUAAAAGAAACUUAAGUUUAAUUGACGCCCAUACGAAAAGGAAAACGUCGAGUGUGUUACGAUAAAUUAGAAACUCAAAAUUGAAAUAGAAAUUAAGAAACAUAAAUCUAUUUAUCAAUCACAACAUACAUACGCAUCUACGUACGCCAUCAUCCUCACCAUCCACGGAAAAAGGAAAUCGAAAGUACAAUUUUUUCACAUCUUUAACCAACGAUAUUUGGAGAGAUUUGAAUUAGGAUUGAAGCUGACAAAUUUAUGAUUUCAUAAAAAGAACAGCAAUUUACGAAAGUGAUUUCGGACAAAAUAUAAAACAAUUAAUUCAAAACAAAACGUGACACAAGGAAAUCAAGCUGUCAAAACCAGCCAGCCGCCAACCAAGCAACGAGCCACCACAUCCGCACUGGAAACGUGAAAAAUCCAAACUUGUCAAAACGGCAAAGGCAACGGCAACACCUGCGACUGAAGUGACACAAAAAAACGGUAGCAGCAACAAAACAAUACUUCUCCCCCCAAAAAAAAAAUCUAUCAAAAACAAUUGUUGUUCAUUUUCACAAACUUGCCACUUUGUGUGUGAGGAUAUAAAUGUUGUUAAAGCUGUCAGCGCCAUCUAACGUCAGAAGCAAAACAAUUACAACGACAACAAUAACCACAGGCAACACACACACACACACACACAACGGAUGCAAUUGAUUGACAAGAAAAAAUAUUUGCUCUCAUUAUUGCUGGAAUAAACGAGAGAACGAACAGCAACAUUAAACAGAGUGGAAAAAAAGAAUAACAACAAUAACAAGAAGAAGAAAACAUAUUUUUAUACAACAAACAAAACAUACAUACAUAUAUAAAUAAUCCAUUCAACGGAUUUAAAAUCGGAUUUUAAACUACAACAAAGAAACUCUUGUUUUCAAUAUUUUUCAAUACAAAAACAAAAGAAGCACAACAAGCCUCAGAAGCUACCAUUCUAGAGACUAGUAUUGAUUCAUUAUCGCCAUCCGGCUUACAAAAAGUAAACGUAUCUUUGCCAACAUUUUACAUUUCAAGUUGCUCCACCAGCAGCAGCAGCAGCAGCAUCAUCACCAUCAUCAUCCACCAACAACAACUUCACCACAACUACACUUGUUGUUGUUGUUGUUCGUAACGUCGACAGUCGUUGCAAAAUUCUACAAAAUUUUCGCCCAACAACCAACGUCUUUUGGAAUCAACGAUUUGUCAACAUCAUGAUUGGACGCUUAUUCCGGGCCCAUGGGGAAUUUUGUGCCUCCCAUCCGUGGGAGGUCAUUGUGGCGCUGCUAACGGUAACCGCCUGUAUGCUGACAGUUGAUAAACAGCAAUAUUUCACCGGGGCAUCCACAACGAGCCCAGGUGCCACAGAUGGUGGUGGCGGCGGCGGCGGCGGUGGGGGUCUACCCACCUCAUCGGCCACCUCGAGUCGUUAUAGACCCUGCCACGGUUGGACACAGUCCUGUGAUGGCCUAGAGGCUGAAUAUAAUGCAGCCGAUGUCAUUGUCAUGACAAUUGUCCGUUGUGCCGCUGUCCUCUAUUGUUACUAUCAAUUUUGCAGUCUCCACAAAUUGGGUUCCAAAUAUAUUCUGGGUAUUGCCGGUCUAUUUACGGUCUUCUCCAGUUUUAUAUUUACCACGACAAUAAUCAAGUUCCUAGGCAGUGACAUUACAGACUUAAAAGAUGCACUAUUUUUCCUAUUACUAUUGAUUGAUCUCUCGAAUUCGGGUACCUUGGCUCAACUGGCCCUGGCCGGUACAAAUCAAGCUGAAGUAACACACAACAUUGCCCGUGGUCUAGAGCUAUUGGGUCCAGCCAUAUCCUUAGAUACAAUCGUUGAAACCUUGGUAAUUGGUGUGGGCACACUAUCCGGUGUACAGCGUCUUGAAGUCCUGUGUACAUUUGCCGUCAUGUCCGUCAUUGUCAAUUAUGUCGUCUUUAUGACAUUCUAUCCGGCCUGCCUAUCAUUAAUAUUGGAUUUAUCACGUAGCGGUAUGGAUAUGUCAAUGGUAAGGGCCAGAGCACGUGAUUCGAUAUUGUUGAAGGCUCUCAACGAGGAAGAACAAAAAGCCAAUCCAGUGGUGCAACGUGUUAAAAUCAUCAUGACAACUGGUCUAAUGAUUGUCCAUAUCUAUAGUCGCGUGGUAUUCUCCAAUGGAGAAUACGAGAGUGUGGACAAAACAUUAACACCUCAACUCAACAUGAAUGUCAACAAUAAUCGCACCGAAUCGGGAGAAUUAAGUGAUCUAAUAAUAAAAUGGCUGACUAUGAGUGCCGAUCAAAUUGUGAUACUUAUACUACUCAUAGCUUUGGUAAUUAAAUUUAUAUUUUUCGAAAAUCGUGAAGAUUUGCAUGACCAAAUACGCCAAUCGACUGUUACAAUUGCUGCCAAAUCGUCCCAGACACAGCCGCAACAACUUGAAGCACCAAAUAGUACAGCACUUGAGAAGGCAGCCACUGAUAAAACCAUGGAAAAUCACAGCAACAGUUCCCUGGUUGUGUGUCGGGAGGAAAAUUUAAAUAAGAACAAUAGCACAACAACAAUUGUACCAGUAUCCCGACCACGUAUCCCCCUAUUUACCAUUGAGGAACAGAAUACGGCAAAUGCCUCUACACAAACUGAAUAUAAUCGUCUGCUUGCCGAUAAUUGCGAUGGUGCUAUGCUGUUGCCUUUAAGUGAAUGCAAUCAGCUAUCAAAAAUGCGUCCACCACGUUCACUCGAAGAAUGUCUGGAAAUUUUAAAUGCUAGCGAAGAUGGCACGUCGGGUGCCGCCAAUUUAACCGAUGAAGAAAUCAUAAAUAUUGUCAAUGCUGGCGGUCAAUAUUGUCCUUUACACAAAAUCGAAUCGGUUAUUGAUGAUCCGGAGAGAGGUGUCAAAAUACGACGACAAAUUAUUAGUGGCCGUGCCAAUUUAUCUGCCGAACGCCUUGAUUGUCUUCCAUAUAAACACUUUGAUUACAAACGUGUUAUGAAUGCCUGCUGUGAAAAUGUCUUAGGUUAUGUCCCAAUACCCGUAGGUUAUGCUGGUCCCCUGCUCUUGGAUGGCGCCAAAUAUUUUGUGCCCAUGGCUACAACAGAGGGUGCUCUGGUGGCUUCAACAAAUCGUGGUUGUAAAGCUUUAUCGGUGCGCGGUGUUACAUCGUACGUUGAAGAUGUCGGCAUGACUCGUGCCCCAUGUGUGCGAUUUGCCAGUGUUACACGGGCGGCUGAGGCCAAACUUUGGAUAUCCGACGAACAAAAUUAUCAACGCAUUAAGGCUGAAUUUGAUUCAACCUCGCGUUUUGGCCGUCUCAAGGAAUGUCACAUUGCCAUGGAUGGUCCCCAGUUGUAUAUACGUUUUGUGGCACUGACCGGUGAUGCCAUGGGCAUGAAUAUGGUUUCGAAGGGUGCUGAAAUGGCCUUGAAAUGUAUAAAACGUGAAUUCCCCGAUAUGCAAAUUAUUUCGUUAAGUGGUAAUUUCUGUUGUGAUAAAAAACCUGCAGCUAUCAACUGGAUCAAGGGCCGGGGUAAACGUGUCGUGGCUGAAUGCAUAAUCCCGGCAGCGACAUUGCGUGGGGUCCUGAAGACAGAUGCUAAAACAUUAGUCGAAUGCAAUAAAUUAAAGAAUAUGGGUGGUAGUGCCAUGGCCGGCAGUAUUGGAGGUAACAACGCCCAUGCCGCCAAUAUGGUUACAGCUGUCUUCUUGGCUACGGGACAAGAUCCGGCACAAAAUGUUACCUCAAGUAACUGUUCAACCGGUAUGGAAUGCUGUGGUGAAAAUGGUGACGAUUUGUACAUGACAUGUACAAUGCCUUCACUCGAAGUGGGUACUGUUGGUGGUGGUACUGGUUUGCCUGGACAAAGUGCCUGCUUAGAAAUGUUGGGUGUGAGGGGUGCAAAUGCAGCACAGCCGGGUGAAAAUGCCAAGAAAUUGGCACAAAUUGUGUGUGCCACGGUAAUGGCUGGGGAAUUAAGUCUAAUGGCCGCCUUAGUCAACAGUGAUCUAGUCAAAAGUCAUAUGAGACACAAUAGAUCCUCAAUAGCUGUAAGUGGUAAAGCCACAAAUCCCUUGAAUGUUACAGUAUCCAGUUGUAGUAAAAUAAGCUAAAAUUUAUUAAUAAAAUCUAAGGAGUUUAACAUAAUGCUAUUUACUACCUCCUGAUGUUUUUGGUUUCUUUUUUCAUUCCAAAACAUAGAUACUUUUUUGUGUUAUACAAAAGCAAAAAAGAAAUAUUAAAUAAUAAAAAGAAACGACAACAACUAAACAAAACCAACAAAGAUACAACAAGAAACGAUAAAUCUCUCUCGUGUGUGUGUUUCCAGUUCAAUGCAAUGGUGGCAUUAAACAAAGAACAAUAUUAUUAGGUAAAUUAUUACACAGUGCUAUGAAUUCUAUUUAAUUUUUUUUUAAAUAGGUUUUAAAUUAUGUCAUAAAUAUAAUGAUCAUGGCUUAAUAACAAAAAAAUAUAUAUAUUCAUGUGCAACAUUUAUUUAAUUCAUAUUUUAUUGAAAAAAAAGAAGAAAUAAUAAUAACGGAUGCAGAUAUUUGAAUAUUGUCCUAUUCAUUUGGAAAAUUCAACAAUAUUUAAUUUGCUAGUCAAAUAUCAUAACGAUGUUUUAAAAGUGAGGAGGUGUUAUACAUUGAUUUUAAUUAAUUUAUUACCUAAAAAAAUAACAGAGAAAGAGUUAUAAAACAAUACUCCUUAUAAGAAAUUUGAUCAAUGGAUUAAAAAAGCAUUGAUAAGGAAAAUGUUUUCCGACAUGGCAUUUUAUGUGUCUGAAACCCGAACAUCUACUGUACAAAUUGGUAAACAGAUUGAGAUAUUUUACAUUUCAUCACAUAUUUAUGCUUAUCAGGCCUACCUUAUACCCGGCGUGCCAUACAUUCACCCUUCCCACUAAGGUAACAUGUUUUGUGCAUUCGUAUUAUCCAAAUGCGCAGGGUCCAUACUUCAAGAUAACCAAAUAAAAGCACAGAAUACACAGUUAACUUUUUUAGUAUUAUUUGCUUUUGUUUUCCACAAAAAAAAAAGAGAAAGACCAAUAGUUCUGUCAAUGUUGAAUUUGCUCAACUUCAAAAUUUUGUGCGUUCGACGUUUUCCGAUAGGUCUGUAUACAACGCUAAAUAAAUAUUUCAAUUGUUUCAACAUUUGCUUCUGUGCCUCAGAACCUGCAUUAAUCUACCAUGGUGAAUCUACUAGUUUUCCAUUAUUUUUCGAUAUCAUAGAGGGAAAAAUGGAUAUCAUAGUAAAUGCUUUUUGAAACAAUUAAUUUCAAAUUUCAGCUAAAAAAACAUGUUUAGAUGAAUUCAAAACUUUAGUAUGAAAUCAAAUGUCGAAUUGUCGUUUUUAUGAAGUAAUGCCUAAACAACUACUUGUUUGACAGAUAACGUUUUCCAAACAAUUUUUAACCCAUCUCCCACAAUGAUCAAAUGUUAUCAUAAUUUAAGAUUAUAGCCUCUGAUCGUUUUUUAGGAAUCUAAUUCAUUUUCAUUCCAUUUCAACGGCUAAGUAUUAAAAAAACAUUUGAUCCGACAAAAUAAAGGGAAUUACUUGGGGUCUUGCUAUAUGUCUGACACAUUUCCCUUGUGGUUAUUGUAAGGUCUCUAAAUGCUCAUGACAUGUUACCGUACGAUGCUAAAAUAGUUGCUUUUUCCAUGUUCACACGACAUUCUAACUUGCAAAAUCUCCUUUCGACAUAAGUCGUCAUUCAUUGAUAUUAGGCUUUAUAAUGUCUAAUGUGAAGCGAAAACUUUUAUAAAGCAAAGAAAUGUCAAAUGAAAAAUUUUAUAAAGGAAAUAUUUUUCAUUUCAUAUUUUUAUAGAACAAGAAUCCAGCCCCAUGUUUUUUUAAUUCUUUCUUAUGUUAUAAAUAUUAUUUUAGAAAAUAGGAAGAUUCUUAUUUGGUAACUUCCAAUAAUGAAAAUUGUAAAUUCUUCUGCAAACUUUUCGUGCUGAUAACAGCACUGCUCAAAACCGUGUGCUAGCACAUGAGUCCAUAAAAGUAAUUAUUUGAGAGAAAACGAAAAUUUUAAUUUUCUUUUUAUUUAUCAAAUAAUUUCAAUUAUUUUAAAACAUGGAUGUUGUCCAAAAUUAUUAAUAAAGCGAUUUUUACAAAAACAGUAUAAAUUAUUUUUUAUAGAAAUUGGACUGGUGAGCGAGGUCUUACUUUUGAGCAGCGCUGCUGAUAAGGACUCUCCUAAUCUUUCGCCGCUUUGAUUAACUAAAAUUUGCUGCGGCUAUUCUCAUUAAAUGAAAUGAGGAACAAUAUAAGACAUUUUUUUUAUUGGUAGACCGAAUUCUUUAUGAAAAAUUCGAUCCAAUUGAAUUAUCUCUUUAUUCAAUUCCCUUUCGCCAAUUGUUAUUCAUGCAUAACCUCACUUAAAAUAAUUUUCAAAUACCCAAACCAAUUUUCUUUUUUGGAAACACGUUAAUUGCAAUUAAAUUUUUUUGGCCGAAAAUGCAAACUGCAUUUUAAUCUCCAUCUAUUUUGAAUUUGUAGCACUGUGUUUUAUUACUUAGCCCAUCCAAUACUGCAACAAAGAACCUAAAUAUUUAUUAGAAAUUACAUAUAAAACAAAUAAAAUAACUUAAUAAUUUAAUUUAAGGAACAAAAUCAAAGGUUUUAAAAACCAUUUCAUUUUCAUUACAAUUAAUAUUAUUGUUUUUAUUACAAAACGAAAAACAACUAACUAACAUUGAAGUGUGCACGCACAAUCAAUCUACAUAAUCUUAUGGUCUAAAAAAGUUAAAAAAAAACAUAAUUUUUUAUAUUUGCAAAUAAAAAAUAACCAUUGUUGAAGUAAAAGAUCCAGUUUGUUAAACCCCGGAACCGAAGUGGGGCCUAUGUUGCAAAUACCAAAGUUUUUUUUUUUUUCAUUUUAAUCAAGGGACAUGAUUAAACAAAUGUCUAAGUUUCUAUAAUAAUAUUAGGUGAAUAACCUAAUGACUAGUUUGAAUUGCAAUGGGAGAUCGAACGAUCAACAUCAGCAUUUUAAUGUUUUCAGUGCUAUAUGAAAAUCCCUAGAAAUGAAAUUUACAUCAUUAUUAACACAUGGACCACCAACUUAAAAUGUCUCACAUUCAAUUUACAACAUAUUUCAAAACUUUUCUACAUUACAUAACAUAUAUAUUUCAUAAUUUGUUUACUUUUCGUAUAACUUAGUAAGUAGAAUAGAAAAUUUAUAUGAAAAAAAGAUACAAAUUGUUUUUCUUUAUGUUGUUUUUUUAACAUAGGCAAUUAAUAUAGCUACAUAUAAAGUGAUUAGAUUAGAAGAAGAAACAUUCUUAUACAUUAGAGUCUAUUUUUUGUAUUUUUUUCGUAUUUUGAAACUCAUGUAAAUCUUUAUUUUCGUUUUGUAGAAAAGUAAUUAGUGUAGUAUUUUUUUUUUUUUUUAAUUAUUUGUAUUAUAUUUCGGUUGCAACGAACUCCAUGAAAAUCUAUGUUACCAUUGUUUUUUCCUUUUUAACGAGACCCAAAAUUAAAUCCUUCGAAAGGUGCGAUUAGUAAGCAUUUAUCAUUGUUUGAAAAAAUACGAAGUCCAUAAUCCUCCCCAAAAAAAAAAAGAAAAAUAAAUGUUUUAACAAUAACAACAGCAACAAUAAGAACCAACAACCAACUAAUGUACGAGUGACAACAAAAAUAUUUAUUAACUAAUUUCCUUUACAAAUAAUUUUAUUAUUCAUCAUUUACAAAAAAUAAUGUAACAAGAAAAUAUGUAUAACAAACAAACAAUAAAAAACAAUGUAAAUUUGUUUGGUGAAAUAAGUAAACAAAAAAACGGAAACAAA
Molecule: messenger RNA, 8655 nt
Organism: Musca domestica (house fly)
Lineage: Eukaryota; Metazoa; Arthropoda; Insecta; Diptera; Muscidae
Gene: Hmgcr
Product: 3-hydroxy-3-methylglutaryl-coenzyme A reductase
Exons: 8
Coding region: 2104-4974 (956 amino acids)
Biological process (GO): isoprenoid biosynthetic process; coenzyme A metabolic process; sterol biosynthetic process
Cellular component (GO): endoplasmic reticulum membrane; peroxisomal membrane
Molecular function (GO): hydroxymethylglutaryl-CoA reductase (NADPH) activity; protein binding; NADP binding
Source: RefSeq, a predicted model, not a curated record